Molecule: messenger RNA, 3758 nt
Organism: Chanos chanos (milkfish)
Lineage: Eukaryota; Metazoa; Chordata; Actinopteri; Gonorynchiformes; Chanidae
Gene: dhx37
Product: DEAH (Asp-Glu-Ala-His) box polypeptide 37
Exons: 27
Coding region: 1-3495 (1164 amino acids)
Biological process (GO): maturation of SSU-rRNA from tricistronic rRNA transcript (SSU-rRNA, 5.8S rRNA, LSU-rRNA)
Cellular component (GO): nucleolus; intracellular anatomical structure
Molecular function (GO): RNA binding; helicase activity; ATP binding
Source: RefSeq, a predicted model, not a curated record
AUGGGGAGGCUUCGGAAGAAACAUAACUGGAAAGGGAGACAGCAAAGCGACCCACAGACAACAGCUCCGAAACAGCAAGAGAGUGAAGUUGUAAUCGAACUCAACGAUGGAGAUGUCCUUAAGGGUGUGGAUGAGAGCAAUGCCCUUGUUCUCCCAUCGUCCAAAACCAAGAAGGAGAAAGUAGAAAAACCCGUGCCUAAGAAACAGCCGCUGACCAAGAAACAAAGGAAAAACCUGCAGAAAGUGUUGGAGGUCAAAGAGAAGAAAGCUCAAAGAGCAGAUAUCUUGUCUAAGCUGGCAGAAGUUCAGCUACCAGAGACUGAGCUGAAGCUAUUGUACACCACCUCCAAACUUGGUACUGGAGAAAAACUCUUCAAGACAAAAGAAUCUGUUAGUGAUGAGCAGGAUGGGGGUUCAGCCCCAGUGAAGAUCAGCAGUCUGAGUGGAGCUUACAGGAAGAGAAAGAGGAAAGCGGAUGACGAAGGGGACGAGGGAAGCGAGGGGUCAGAGUCCGCAGGCCAGGACACGGACCAAUCAGAUUCUUCCUCUGAGGAGGAGGAGGAGGAGGAGGAGGAGAAUGCUCUAGAGGAAGAGUCUAUGGAGAAGACAGAGCCCGCAGCGGAGACGGAAGAGAAACAAGCGGAGGGCAAGGAGGAGGGGGGACAGAGAGAGGAGGAGGGAAAAGAGGAGAAGAAAGAGAAGGAUGGUAAAGAAGAGAAAGGGCCAGUGAGCAGCAAAGCCCAGCCAGCCGUCUUUAUACCUGUAGACAGAUUACCAGACAUCCAGGAGGCUCGUUUGAAGUUGCCCAUCCUUGCCGAGGAGCAGGUGAUAAUGGAGGCCGUGCGGGAGAACGAGUGUGUGGUUCUUUGCGGAGAGACCGGCAGCGGCAAAACAACGCAGGUCCCGCAGUUCCUCUAUGAGGGAGGAUAUGCCAGCUCUGGUGGUAUAAUAGGAGUGACAGAGCCCAGGAGAGUGGCAGCUGUCAGCAUGUCUCACCGUGUUGCCAAGGAGAUGAAUGUUUCAACAGGAGUGGUGUCAUACCAGAUCAGGUAUGAGGGGAAUGUGACCAAAGACACCAAAAUUAAGUUCAUGACAGACGGUGUCUUGCUUAAGGAGGUUCAAAAGGACUUCUUGUUGCAGAAGUACAGUGUGAUCAUCAUUGAUGAAGCCCAUGAGCGCAGUGUUUACACAGAUAUCCUCAUUGGUCUACUGUCUCGCAUUGUCCCACUGCGCAACAAGAAAGGUUUACCGAUGAAGCUGCUGAUUAUGUCAGCGACGCUGCGAGUGGAAGACUUCACGGAGAACAAGAGGCUUUUCCGUACUCCUCCUCCGGUCAUUCAGGUGGAAGCACGACAGUUCCCUGUCACGGUCCACUUCAACAAACACACGGCAAUGGAGGACUACACCGGAGAGGCAUUCCGCAAAACCUGCAAGAUUCACCGCAUGUUACCACCAGGUGGUAUCCUGGUGUUCUUGACCGGCCAGGCAGAAGUUCACUCUUUAUGCAGGAGACUAAGGAAGGCUUUCCCUUACAGACCCAACAGAGAACAAACAGCAGAUGAGGAAAAACCAGAGGAACAUAAGAAGUCAAAGAAAGCCAAACACAGGAAAGCCGUGCCCCUCCCUCGUAUAGACCUAGAUAAUUACUCUGCCCUGCCCGUGGACGAGGGUGACGAAGACAGGCAAGCUGGCAUAGAUGAUGACAAUGAUGACGAUGAAGGCUCAGAUCUAGAUUUAGAUCUUGGCGACCAUCCAGAAGACACAGAAGAAAAGGCAGAUCCUUCCAUUCCUCUUUAUGUCCUUCCCCUUUACUCACUUCUCGCACCUGAACAACAAGCCAAGGUUUUCCGCCCCUCGCCUGCGGGCACUCGUCUCUGCGUGGUGGCGACGAACGUGGCGGAGACCUCUCUGACCAUCCCCGGCAUUAAAUACGUGGUGGACUGCGGCCGGGUGAAAAAGAGGUUCUACGACAGAGUGACUGGAGUGUCCUCCUUUAAAGUCACCUGGACCUCGCAGGCCUCUGCCAAUCAGAGGGCUGGGAGGGCGGGGAGAACAGAACCCGGACACUGCUAUAGACUGUACUCCUCCGCGGUGUUUAGCGAUUUCAGUUUGUUCUCCGAGGCUGAGAUCACGCGUCGACCUGUGGAUGACCUUGUCUUACAGAUGAAAGACCUGAACAUCGAGAAGGUGGUGAAUUUCCCCUUCCCGACUCCUCCCUCUUCGGAGGCACUGGUGGCCGCCGAGCAGUUACUGAUCUCACUGGGAGCACUGGAAGAACCCCCACGUCGUGGACGGGUGGUGGACAUGGAGAGAGCUCGUCUGUGCUGUCCCAUAACCCCGCUGGGUCGGGCAAUGGCUGCGUUUCCCGUGUCACCGCGCUACGCGAAGAUGCUAGCGCUGGGGCAACAGCAGGGCUGUAUGCCUUACGUCAUCACCGUGGCGGCGGCCAUGACCGUCCGCGAGAUUUUCGAGGAGCUGGACAGGCCAGCGAAUAGUGAGGAGGAGAACAGUACACUGGCAGGAAGAAGGGCUCGGUUUGCCCAGAUGAGGAGACUGUGGGCUGGGCAAGGCCCGUCUCUACUGCUGGGAGACCUCAUGGUUAUGCUGGGUGCGGUGGGAGCCUGUGAAUUUGCCGGGUGCACUCCUCAGUUCUGUGAGGAGAACGGACUGCGUUACAAAGCCAUGCUGGAGAUCAGACGUCUGAGGGGACAGCUGACCAAUGCAGUGAACGCAGUAUGCUCUGAGGCUGGGGUGUGUGUGGACAGUAAAAUGACCCCCCCCACUGAAUCUCAGGUGCUGUGUCUGCGGCAGAUUGUGUUGGCAGGAUUGGGGGACCACCUGGCCAGACGUGUACAGGCUGAGGAACUGCUGGAUCCCAAAUGGAAAAACGCUUAUAAGACUCCUCUGCUCGAUGAUCCAGUGUUUAUCCACCCAUCCUCUGCUCUCCAUAAAACACUACCUGAGUUUGUGGUCUACCAGGAAAUUAUGGAGACUUCCAAGAUGUACAUGAAAGGUGUAUGUGCAGUGCAACCUGAAUGGAUCCCUAAGCUCCUCCCACAGUACUGCCACUUCAACCCACCGGAGGAAAACCCCGCCCCCUGGUACUGCCCUGCCAGCGGCAGAGUAAAAUGCCAUCAACAAAGCACCUUCUUCAAAGUCGGUUGGAAACUCCCCACAGUAGAGAGGGAUUACCCAGAAGGCCUUGAGAGAUACAAGUUUUUUGCCAAAUUUCUGUUGGAGGGGCAGGUGUGUCCAAAGCUGCAGCAGCAUAGUAAAUGGUUACUCUCCAGUCCCUCGACCAUGCUGAAGACCUGGGCUAAGCUGCAGCCCCGGACAGAAGCUCUUCUGUCGGCCCUGGUGUCUGAGAAAGUGGACCAUUGGGACGCCUUGCACAACGCGUGGAAGAAAAACGACAAAUAUCUUCUCUCUUCAUACUGUCAGUGGAUCCCAGAGUCUGUUCAUGAGGAGUUGUCUAAGAGUUGGCCUCCGAUCUGAUUGGACGAUGAAGAGCGGAAUCCUGCCACACCACUUCUGUGGUCUGCAUACAGCACAACAACCUAAUCUUGAACCGCAAACAGGCUGUCCUGCUUAUCUCUCAGACUGGCAAGGCAAGAAAACCAUUCCAGUGUUUUUACUGGAUUGAACCUGGCCAUCUUUGUUUUGACUGACAGCGUACAUGAAACAGAUGGAAAUCAUCAUCUUCAUUCAACCUGUCAAAGACACACCCAAAAGUGCCCUCUGGUUGUCACCCAAAGCCC